This is a messenger RNA of Harpia harpyja (harpy eagle), 556 nucleotides long. RefSeq names its product protein S100-A4-like. The record is from RefSeq and is a predicted model, not a curated record. Gene Ontology annotation, molecular function: calcium ion binding; transition metal ion binding. Gene Ontology annotation, cellular component: cytoplasm. The coding region runs from base 80 to 508 and encodes 142 amino acids. The transcript has 3 exons. NCBI's taxonomy places the organism in Eukaryota, Metazoa, Chordata, Aves, Accipitriformes, Accipitridae.
AGCUCAUUAGGCAAAAAUGAGGUGCGGGUGAAACUGCCACUGUGGAGCUCCUGGGAAAGCCUGGAGGCGAGGGGGCUGCAUGGGGCAUGCUGGGCAGUGCCACCCUGGCCAGGCUAUAAAUGCCCAUUGCGCUCCAGAUGCAGCACCCUGGCUUCUUGCUGUUGCCUGGUCUGCACCAACCCCGGCGUGUAGGAGGCUGGCGAUGGCGUGUCCCCUGGAGCAGGCGCUGGCCGUGAUGGUCACCACCUUCCACAAGUACUCAGGGAAGGAAGGGGACAAAUAUAAACUCAGUAAGGCAGAGCUCAAGGAGCUGCUGAACAAGGAGCUGCCCAUCUUUGGGAGUAAACAAAUGGACGAGGUGGAAUUCAAGAGGCUCGUGAAUGACCUGGACCACAACAAGGAUAGCGAGGUGGACUUUAAGGAGUAUGUCUGCUUCCUGGCCUGCAUCACCAUGGGCUUCAACGAGUUCUUCAAGGAUGGCCCCACCAAGCAGCCCCGCAAGAAGUGACCCCCACUGCCCACAGUAUCACUGCAGGGCUCUCAAUAAAAGCUUUUC